This is a messenger RNA of Papilio polytes (common Mormon), 6429 nucleotides long. Its product is annotated as rotatin-like. Bases 81 to 6020 code for a protein of 1979 amino acids. Gene Ontology annotation, biological process: ciliary basal body organization; centriole-centriole cohesion; centriole replication. Gene Ontology annotation, cellular component: centrosome; ciliary basal body; centriole. The transcript is spliced from 33 exons. The record is from RefSeq and is a predicted model, not a curated record. Lineage: Eukaryota; Metazoa; Arthropoda; Insecta; Lepidoptera; Papilionidae.
GAACACAAUUUUAUUAGAUAACGACUUUAAUUUCGUUUUAAAAAUCUGGAAAUUGGUAUUUAUAAACAAAGAUUGGUUCAAUGGAAGUGUUAUCAAGUUACGUUAAAAAAUUGGAUCAUCCUUUAAAGGAAAUAAGGGAGCGAUCAUUACAAUUAUUAACAGAAAAAUUGAAAUUGGGAUGGCAGUUGGAUGAUGAACUUUCUUGUAUACGGAAACUAUUGGAAUGUUUGCUGGCAUGGUUUAAAGACCAAAACCCAACUUUGCAAUGUGAAGCUUUAUGUCUGCUAUUAAAAACAAUUAAGACUAAAAGUGGGACAUAUAUUGUUAAAGAAAUGGGUAUUAACAAAAUCCUAAGUGACUUAAAAGAAAUAAAAAACAAAGUUGACAGUGAAGCAUUGGCUUUGUUUGAUGAUGUUGUUGAUACAUUGUAUUUCUUAAAGACAGUGGAAUCAGAGAAUGAUUUAGUACCACCUCUUAUUUUGGGAUCUAGUACAAGUUCUGAAAGUACACAGAUAAAUGGUGACUAUCAUAAUUCUCAACAUGAGGAUUUAAUAAACCAGCAAGAUUUAUUCAGUUUGAAAUAUGAUAGGAAAGCAGAGAGUUCUACUAUGUCAAUCACAUCAGAUGGGAUCAAAGUACUAUUAUACCCAUGGGUUGAUAUUUGCCCAUCCGAUUUAAAGACAAUAGUUUUGCUAGAAGAUGCAUUGAAAGUUGUUAAAUCCACAAGAAGAUGCUGUAGGUUCAUACGGGAUGUAUUUUUACAUGACUUUCCUCCAGAAACAUUUCUUAACAGACCUACUAUUGUGAAUAUACUAGUAAUGAUAGCAGAUGGUCAACAAACUGGUAAUCCUGGAGAAGCUUUGAAUGUUUUGCUGUGUGUAACUCGUGCCUUACAUCAGAGACUUGAACAAUUAUUCUCCAUUGAAUUAAUUCAUACUAAAAGAAAGGUUUCUAUAGAUGUAAAAGAAUCAUAUGAUGAAGUGAAUGCUGAGUUGGAGAAGAUUACAGGUGGUUGUAAUAUGCAUGGUGUAGAAGAUUCCCUUAUACCUUUGCGACAGAUUCCUGCACCAAUAUUUGCAUUAAACACAGCUCAUUCAGUGCUGUGUAUUAUGUCAAGAAGUAUUGUUUUAUUAGAUCCUAAUGAAAAUGAAGCACUUGGGAUGAGAGAAUUGAAUGUAUGUUUGGAUUUGAUUGAUUCACUUAUGCAGUUAUUGUUGAAAUGUGUUUCUGAACAAUUUUGGACAGCAGAGCAUAGUUACAAAACACAUAAAGAUAUAGCACAUAAAACAUGUAUGUUAAUGCGAAUGUUGGGUGACCUUUUGAUAAAAUAUAGAAAAUCCUUUUUGGAGAACACAGAACGUGAUCAUCACCGGAUAGCUUGGUUACGAUUAAUAGUUAAUGCUGAGAAACUUCUUGAUUGGGCUAAAAGUUCCCUGCUGCCUCCGUCUUCACUUAUUGCCGCACUGCAAGCUGCUCAGUUGGACCCAGUUAUUGAACUGCUUUAUCCAGAUUUGAGUACAAAAAUCGACAACUCCCUUUCAAAUUGCAAAUCAGUUGUAGAUCAAGAACACAAAAAUAAAUACAAAGCACUCAAAGAGUUAUAUACGAGUAUGGAUUUUGCAGUUAAAUUCAUGAAGAAUAAAAAUACUGAUAGGAAUUUAAAGAAUGUUUUAACAGAAAUCAAGAAUUCUAUUCCGAUUCUCGGUUUGCAUCAUAGUGAAGUUUUCUUGGAGGAUAUUUCUAAUAUUUUACUGUUUCAAACGAAUAAUAUGUCUGAUGAUAAUGACUGGUCUUUUGUCAGAAGUAUUGCAAUAAAGUUAAUGUCUCAUAACAUAGAAUGGGUUAAAGUAAAGUUUUAUAAAAAGUUGGAGGUGAUGGUGAAUUCAGUUUUGUUCAAUAAUGAGGUAUACCAAAGUGAACACGAGCAGUGUUUGAUGUUGUUAUGUGACGUUGGUAUUUUGACUGAAAUAUGCUGCCAUGGAUUGUCAUCGAAUUUGGAACAGGUAAGUUCUAGUGCAUCAGAGGUGAUGCUGUACUUGCUGCGCGGUAGACUGGUGCUAAGCGAAGGGUGUUGGUGGCGGCUGCUGGCCAGCCUGCUGCCAAUCCUGCCGUUACUGCACGUGUACGCCGCGCAUGACACGCCCAUAGGAAAAGCAAUAUGCAAGUCUCUUGAACCCGAUAUAGUGGAGCGUAUGGGCGUUUCGUUUGCGGAGAUGGUCAGCGGUCUAACGAGACUUUUGUUCGUCAAGUGUGUUGUGGUACAGUUGGAAGCGGCGCACGCGCUUUGUAGACUUUUAGACGAUGACCGAUAUUUGCCCCCUCGAGAGUCUCUACGUUCCGAUUUAUUGUUGAAUGCGUUACGAAGAGUGGUGCCGGAGGAAUUUAAUUUGGACUCCUCAUAUGUCGCAAAGAGUCCACAGACUGCAGGAUUAGUUCAAAUAUUGGAAGUAUUGAAGCAAGAUCUGCAUUGGGAGGGCGUGAGCAAGUCGUACGUGGCGCACACGGCGCGGCCCGGCCUGGAGCCCUCGCUGCGGCGCAGCACUCUGCAGCAGUUGGCGGUGCUGCUGCGACAGCACGACUCGCAUCAUACAUUCAUACAACACGAUGGAGUUAAUCUUAUCGUAUCUUUAUUAAGGUUAUCAUUGAUGGUGGAGGAUUACUUGGCGUUCCCAGAAUGUGCCAUCAGCUGCGUCUCCGUUCUAAACAGCGUGUGUUUCACCAGUCGACAUAAUUUGGUCAAAAUUACGGAUUUACCUUUACUUUUGAUACGAGUGAUGCUCGUGUUCCCAUCCAAUGAGUCGUGCGUAUCGAUGUCGGCUCAGAUCCUGUCUCUGGUGGCGUGGUCGGGCUUCGUGCUGCAGGACAUCGACUCCUCGCGGCAGAAGGUCCCCGCGCUGCCGUACUGCGUCACUGAACGCACCUCUCUACCUUUUCAUGUUACCAGCUAUUGGAACACGAGUCCUAACGCAGAACAUUGUACUUUGGAAUGGUUACUGAGUGAGGAGGAAUGGCGUCGUUGCGUACGUAUACGUUGGUGGUGUACAUGGGCGGGCGAUGUGUUUUUUAAUUGUUUGUCCGACAGUCACGCGUCGCUAGUGUCGCGUUCGUCGAUGGGCGUGUCUGAGUACGGUGCGUUGCCAUGGCAACACGUGCGGCGCUUCCUGUGCGCACCGCCCGCCUCCGCCAACGACACCGCGCUGCUCCUGGCGCUGCUGCGGUUCAUCGUCGCUUACAUGGACAAUGUUCCAUCCAACCGUAAAACUAUGGGUUGGAUUAAAUCGUAUUUUAUUUGCAAUGACGUGUCUGUGAUCUCUCUGUUGAGUCGCGGCCGUCUCUAUCCACAACAGACUUCGCAAGAGGAUAUCGAAGUUAUUCAGCUGCAUAUUCACAUUGUCAAGGUUGUAUGGCGCUGUAUAAAACAGCUAGAAACACAAGACGAUUAUGAUGUAAAGCGUAUGGAAAGCUUACUGAAGAUUUUGUUGUCUUGUCUUCAAAACAUUGAUAUGAAGAAUUUUCAUACGCAAGGAUACUUAAACGAGAUAAUGCGGUGCAUACGGUACGCACUAUACUCCCGCUACUGCCAUCUAUCGGAGGACACGUUAAUUGAAGCUCUCAAUAUAUUAACGAAGACGUUAUCUAACUGUGGAGUGGGCAGCGGUCGUAAGGGCCAAGGCUGUAAAAUGGACGCCCUGCUCGCGUUGAUGGCUAUUCUAAGACAGAUAUAUGAAAAUGAUGUUCCUGUACAGAGAUGGAGCGAGGCGUGGUGUGGCGGCGCGCUGCAAGCUACGGCGGCGUGCGUGCGUGGCGAGCGCGCGGCGCUGCGGGCCGCCGCGCUGCACGUCGUAGCCGCGCUUGUGCAGUACACGCAGCUGAUACCACAUAUAUUGCAAUGUAUAUCGAACGAAUCGAUAUGUCGUUAUGCCCUGGACAUUCUGGUGCGAUGCAGUGAAGCGAACAUCGUGCGCGCGGCGGCCGCCUCGCUGCUGGCCGCACUCACAGCCCGCGCCACGCCCCACUCCACUGUUUUUGAAAAUGAUAUAAUUCAACAGCUAAAAGAAGCAGACUUUGUGGAGAGCUGUUUGCAAAUUUUCGUAGACUUUUGUGACGAGAAAAAAUAUCAACAUUAUCUUCAGCCCAAUAUGCCAUUAUCUGUAUUGGAGCGCCGAUCAGAGCUGGAGGUGCGAGCUCGUAAGAGCGGGGAACUUCGACUGUCGCCUUCCGAAGAGGUGGUGCAGCCGCCGCCGUCGGUAGACCUGGUGGUGGCCAUAGCAGACGUCAUGCAUAACAUCAGCGCUUUCAAACAUUGCCCUAUCGACUUGUGGAAUGAACAAGGAGUCUAUAGACAUAUGUUCAGAUGUGCGUCGUGGAGUAGCGGGAGCUGGCAGCAGCGUAGCCGCGUGCGCGCCGCGCUGUGCCGCGCGCUCACCGCGCUCGCGACGCGCAAGUGCGUGCGCACUUCACUCGCCAAUACUAAAGACUGUCUAGUCAAUUUACUCCUCACUUUGACCACAACUGAUACAGGUGUACACGAGGAGGUGUCAGCGCGCACGCAGACGUUGUCGUUGUUAGCGGCGCUGGUGGCGGAGCGCGCGGCCGCAGACAUCGUGUGGGCGGAGCUCACACACAGACAAGCCACGCCCUUCUUCCAUAUAUUGAUGCAUUCACUUAAGACAGACGAUGAUGAAGUCCAAGAUGCAGCUAUGCAUUGCCUGACGCAGCUGAUCAAAUCUGCAUCGAAUAAAAAACACGAGGAUAAAUCUAGUGACGAUUCGUUGAUUGAGUUCUUCUCUAACUUGAGAUGUGAGAGUGUGUUGAGCGCAAGAUGCGGCGCGGGUGACGCGUGCGACGCGAGAGACGCCGGUGACGCGAGUGACGCGAGAGACGCGAGAAACGCGGGCGAUGCGAGCGACGCGAGUGUCGCGACCCGUGACAAUUGCCAGCCAGACUACCUGUGCGAAGAGAUCUGCAAACUGCUGUUAAUUAAAUUCCAAGAUCUAUUCGACAAGAGAAAGUGCGACGCCAGUCAAGAGGAGUUGUGGGUGCGCGUGUGCAGCUGCCUGUGCGCGCUGGUGUCGUGGAGCGCGCGCGGCCGCGCGUACUGCACACACCGGCGGGCGGCGCGCGCGCUGCUGGCGGCGCUGCGGGCGGCGCGCGACCACCUCGACAUGCACGGCAAGCCCGCUGACGUCAUCAGGAAUGCCAACCACGAGGCUGUCCUGAACACGUUGUACUGGCUGCUAACGUUAAUAAACUGCAUGAUGGUGGACUGCUUGCCGGCUAAGGAGGCGUUCGCGGAGAACAUAACGUGCAGUCUCAACAAGCUGUGGCCGUGGUGCAUGAUGACGGACCAGCUCAGGACUGCCAUCAUGCAGCUGCUGGUCACUUUCACCAACGGCUGCCCCAAAGCGUGGGCGUGCAUGUGCGCGUGCGUGGGCGGGCGCAGCGUGGCGGGCGAGGUGUGCCGCGCCGUGCCGCGCGCCGGCGGGCCGCUGCUGGCCGCGCUGCGCACGCUGCGCCACUGCGCGCCGCACCACCACUGCCGCCACAUACUGCUCAAGGGCGAGGUGCUGUCGUACAUGAGCAAGACGUGCGGGCGCGGCGCGUCGUGGGGCGCGGCGUGCGGCGAGUGGGCGCGGCUGUGCGCGGCGCUGGCGCGGCACGCGGACGGCGGCGCGGCGCUGCUGGCGCUGCCCGCGCUGCGCCCGCCGCACCCGCGCCUGCUGCCCGCGCUCGCGCACGCCGCGCACCACCACCGCGCACCCUUCCUGCACGCACCGGAUCUGCUGGAGUUCCUGUCGGCGGCGCUGCUGACGGGUAACACGUCGGAGGUGGUGCUGGCCGCGCGCGCAGCCUGGGCACUCGCCGCUAACAAUCACAGGGCGAAGUUAGUGCUGCGAGCCGCUGGAGUGAGCUCCGGCGUGCAGUCAGCGCUGCAGCGGCUGCAGCGCACCAACUCGGAGGAGGCGCAGCAAGCGCUGCAGCUGCUCACAUACACCAACCAUGUGCUGCAGGCCACCUGACAUGCAAAUCAUUUACAAAACUGUACACUUUGUAAUAUUCCUUUAUUAUUAGUUAUACUUAAAAGACAAUCGGACGUAUACUGAAACGACAUUUAACACUUUAGGCCCCAUGUGUAUCACAGUGUCUAGAAAACUGUGUAUAUGGUCUGGGAGGUGUGAAUUUCAAAUGAACUCUUUCCCAUGUCACUUGUAUCUAAAUGUCACACGGAUAACAAUUCAAGGAAAAAAGGGGAAAAUGGGGAUGAAAAACAAUAUAUGACAUAUUAUGUAGUUUUAAACACAUUCCAACAAAAAAAUAUUGUUUUUUUUUUAACGCUCAAUUAGGGUAUGGCACUGAGGGUAUUAAAUAUAUAACUGAAAUUCCAAAUAAACUCCAUUAAAUUUUGACCUCUGUAUGUAAGCGGCACUU